UAUAGUUUUUUUCUAGUUUUGGAGUUGAACUUUUUCAUCAAACUUGUUAAAUCCAAAAAAAAAUAAGCUCACAAAAUUGUUUCGAACAUUAGUUAUCUGAAUUCUUUGUUACUCUAAAUUAAAAUUCUUAUAAACCAAUCCAGCUGAAGCAGUUUCAAACUUGUUGACUUGAGACCAUACUCAUCAGCAUACUCCUGGCAGUCGGCAAAAUCCCCCAUAAAAACAAAAAGCACAACAACAAAAUUGUUGUAAAUACAGGCAGUCAGAGAUUUUUUAAUGACGUAACAACCUGCUGUAUUCGGUAUCUGUGCGAGGUAGUAGUAGUAGCAGCAGAGUCCAAAGAAAAAAAGAAACUCAAUUAAGCAACAGUUAAAUUAAGUAGGUUUCAAGUUCAAGGCUGACAGUAACGUUGUAGACUCAUUGAAGUUAAAACAAAUAUACAUACUAUAUUUUGCACAUAAAGUCAUUGUACUGUCAGAGCAUCACUAAAGCAGCGUUUGCAGCAGAGACAGAGGAAAAAAAUCGUUUAAAUUUAAUUAACAAAUAACAAAAAAACAUGUCUUUAUCAUUUGAAGCUGCCUCUAACGAAGGACCCGGCUAUGUUGGUAUUCGCUUUUGUCAAGAAUGCAACAACAUGUUGUAUCCCAAAGAGGAUAAGGAGAGCAAAGUCCUCAUGUAUGCCUGUCGUAAUUGUGACUAUCGUCAGGAAGCCGAUUCCAAUUGUAUUUAUGUGAACAAAAUUAUGCACGAAAUCGAUGAAUUAACUCAUAUUUGCCCCGAUGUCAUUUCGGAUCCCACCUUGCCGCGCACUGAAGAUCAUGAGUGCCCUAAGUGUGGUCAUCGUGAGUCGGUAUUUUUCCAGGCUCAAACUAGACGCGCUGAAGAGGAAAUGAGAUUGUACUAUGUUUGUACCAAUCAAAAUUGUACUCAUCGUUGGACUGAGUAAACGAUGUGGGGCUUUAGAGGGAGGAGAUCUAAAUUUAAUGGUUUUUGUUGUUUUAAAGUUGUUUUAUCCACACUUUACUUUAAUUAACUUUUAGCUUUUGAUAUUUUUAAAUAUUUUACAAUAUUUUUAAUUUAAAUGUACUAACUUUUGUUUCACUUUAUUUCAAGAAAAGUCCAACAUUAAAGCCCCGUUUUAAAUUUAUUAUUUAACUAAAACCAACAAUUUAAAAUUUCAACCUUCAUACAAUUGUCCUAUUCACAACUUGUGCUGUAGCGUUGUAUUAACAUUUUAUCAUACAACGAUACGACACAGGCUGUGAAAUGUUAAAUGUAAUCUAAAUUCUGUGGGUAACUUCUAAACAAAGUUUAAACUAAAUUUCGUUAAAAAUGUUAAAGUUUAAAAUAUCUUAACUAAACCAAAGUUAACCAAAAUGCUUUAUUUAAAACAAUUUGCUUAAAGGUAAUGAAAAUCUGAAGCACGU
Lucilia sericata (common green bottle fly) is the source of this 1427-nucleotide messenger RNA. Its product is annotated as DNA-directed RNA polymerase II subunit RPB9. Gene Ontology annotation, cellular component: RNA polymerase II, core complex. Bases 557 to 946 code for a protein of 129 amino acids. The transcript is spliced from 5 exons. Lineage: Eukaryota; Metazoa; Arthropoda; Insecta; Diptera; Calliphoridae. Gene Ontology annotation, molecular function: DNA-directed RNA polymerase activity; nucleic acid binding; zinc ion binding. The record is from RefSeq and is a predicted model, not a curated record. Gene Ontology annotation, biological process: maintenance of transcriptional fidelity during transcription elongation by RNA polymerase II; transcription-coupled nucleotide-excision repair; DNA-templated transcription.